AUGCUUUGCAAGUCUCUCCUCAUUGCUGCCUUGGGCCUCCUCGCCCAAGCAGGUCCCAUUUCCAAACGUGAUGGGGCAACGGUCUUGACGGACCUGAAGACCGUUGGAACCGACGUGACAACCCUCAAGACCGACGUGACCAACUGGACCGGAGACCUCUUGGCUGCUCUGGGCAUUCUGUCCGACUACAACGCUGUCAAGAGCGCCCUGGACACGGCCAUCACCGACACUGCGGCUGCCUCGGCCUUUAGCACCUCCGAGAGCUCGAGCAUCACGUCUGAGGUUUCCACUUUGGCCGUGCUCAUUGUCGCGACCCUGAACGAGAUCAUCGCCAAGGAGUCGACCGCCGCGUCCGCCGGCGUCACCUCCACCCUGCUCUCGUCCAUCGAGACCCUCAAGACCGGGACCGACCAGCUUGGUGCAGAUCUGGAGGCCAAAGCCACCUCGACCGACAAGACGACGAUUGCUUCGGCCAUUGCCUCGGUCGAUGCUGCCUUCUCCAGUGCGAUCGCUGCCUAUGAUCGAUGGAACAAUGCCCUUGAAGAUGGGUCAUACUUCAUCGACGCAGACCCCGAUCUAUUCGAACACCUCCUUCGAUAUCUUCGCCGCGGCAUCUUUCCCAUCUUCUACGACCGACAAAAGGGUCAUGACUACCCAAAAUAUUUCGCCUUGUUGGAGGAAGCCAAGUAUUUUGGGAUCGGUGAACUAGUCACUUGGCUGGAAAAUGGGACAUACCUACGCGCCGUGGACAUAGGAUACCAGCCGAUCUCGACGGAGAUAUCGCAGUUGACCGAGCAGCUAGCCGAGAUCAAGCGUUACUAUGAGAUAGCCAACGAAGAACGCCGUACCGACGCGUCCGCAGAAGACGAUUUCAGAUUCGCUAUUUUCAAGGAAGAGGUCACCGCCAAGGUGGCUCAACUGAACGACCUCAAGCUCGCACGGAGCAUCGCCCUGGCCGUGGAUCAGGAUGGCCUGUUGAUUACAAGCUUGCAAACGGAGGAGAGCCAGGCCAGAAAUGAUCGGCACUUAGCCCAGAGAGCCAGCCGGGGUCAAGCAUUGCCCAUAGCACAACAUACCCCGGUCGCCCCAGAGGGUGAGUCGGGCAUGGCCAUCAGGACGCUGGGAUACACACACGGCGAAGAAGCCGACCACCAGAGUGAUGCUGCAGACUCCUUCUCCACUUAUACCGAGAGGCAAGAGGAGGCGCUGCAGAGCUUCAAUUCAGAGGCCAAAUGCUCCGUGUGCUACGACGCGUUCCCUCAAGCCGAAGUCACAUGCUUAGACUGUGGCCACACCUACUGCAACGGGUGCAUACGAGAUCUGUUCCUACGAGCCACAAAAGACCAAUCGCUCUUCCCUCCGCGCUGCUGUCGCCAGCCGAUCGACCUCUCGCGCGUUGAAACCCUCCUCCUCAACGACGAACUGCAGGAGUUUCGCAGUGCCGAGAUAGAGUUCAGUACCACCGACAGAACGUAUUGCAGCAAUCCCGAGUGCGGCAAGUCCAUCUCCCCGGCCCAUAUCACCUCCGACCAGGCGCACUGCGCGGCCUGCGACAACCUGAGUUGCACCAUGUGCAAGAAUGUGUACCAUGCGGACGAUUGCCCAGAGGAUGCGGCGCUGCAGGCCACGCUGGAACUGGCGUGGAGUGAGGGCUGGCAGAGGUGCUUCUCCUGCAAGGCGAUCGUGCAGCUUGGUGUCGGCUGUUAUCAUAUGACAUGCAAAUGCCGCGCCGAGUUCUGUUACGUAUGCGGCGCAAAAUGGAAGACCUGUGCCUGCGAUCGAUGGGAUGAGGAGAGACUCGUUGCGCGAGCGGAGGAGGUGGUCGAUCGUGAAGCCGUGGCGCCAUUGCCCCGUCCGGAGCGCCAUCUGCGCGUGGUGCAGAUGCAAGAACACUUGAGACGGAACCACGAGUGCGAGCACUCGCGGCGCUUUGAACGCAUCGAGGGCGGCGGCAGGCGGGGAUUCGAGUGUGAGGUGUGCCAGACACGCCACAAGAAGUACAUUCUGCAGUGUCGUCGGUGCCAUCUCCGGGUCUGCGAACAUUGCCGCCGUAAUCGGAUUUGA
Messenger RNA from Aspergillus homomorphus CBS 101889, 2064 nucleotides. RefSeq lists its product as uncharacterized. The record is from RefSeq and is a predicted model, not a curated record. Bases 1 to 2064 code for a protein of 687 amino acids. Gene Ontology annotation, biological process: protein homooligomerization. NCBI's taxonomy places the organism in Eukaryota, Fungi, Ascomycota, Eurotiomycetes, Eurotiales, Aspergillaceae. Gene Ontology annotation, molecular function: zinc ion binding. The transcript has 5 exons. Gene Ontology annotation, cellular component: extracellular region.